Messenger RNA from Photinus pyralis (common eastern firefly), 669 nucleotides. RefSeq names its product putative nuclease HARBI1. The coding region runs from base 1 to 669 and encodes 222 amino acids. NCBI's taxonomy places the organism in Eukaryota, Metazoa, Arthropoda, Insecta, Coleoptera, Lampyridae. The transcript has a single exon. The record is from RefSeq and is a predicted model, not a curated record.
AUGUCGAACACAGCUGAAGAGCAAAACCUGGCAAUUUCAGGAUUUUACCAAAUCGCUGGUUUCCCAGGUGUUCUCGGUGCGAUCGACUGCACACACAUCAAAAUUCAGUCGCCUGGAGGAGAAUAUGCUGAGCGGUUCAGAAACAGAAAAGGUUACUUUUCUGUUAAUGUACAAGCCGUGUGUAAUGCGAAACUAAAAAUUCAAAACAUAAUCGCACGAUGGCCUGGCUCAGUACAUGACAGCACCAUAUUUAACGAUAGCGCGUUGAAGGUGGAUUUUGAAAGCGGACUGUAUGGUAAUGGAUAUCUUCUUGGUGAUAAUGGUUACCCUUGCAAACGUUACAUAUUAACGCCUUAUUUAAACCCUGCAAGUCCAAGCCAAAGGGCGUACAACCGGGCCCAAAUUGCAACUAGAAAUCCCGUAGAACGUUUGUUUGGGGUAAUUAAAAGAAGAUUUCCAUGCCUAAGUAUUGGGUUUCGAUGCAGACUUGAGAGGGCGUUAGCGAUAGUUGUAGCUUGUUGUGUUUUGCACAAUAUAGCUAUUGCCCAAGGUGACAUAAUAGAAGAUUUUAAUGUUGACCUACCCGAAGAGCUAGAGGCGCCAAUUGUUGAUGUAGAUGAUGACUCUUCGGUGAGAACAGCACUAGUGAAUACGGUGUUUGCUGUAUGA